AUGGCGGCAUCACAAUCUUCUGAGUUGCAGCCCUCUAUACGAAAGGGGAAUACGCUCAGUAUAGAACACAAUCGGCUUGCAAAAGUAUUAACCGCGGUUUUAAUUCUGAUUCUGUCCACCAUAUACGUUUCUCCAAGCUUGAACGUAAGCUGGAUUCCAGCGGCCAACCCUGCGGCCCAAGGAGCUGAUAAUGCUACCCUAGGUUUUGAGAGGCUGGUCGCCGUCACUACUGGCCCUUCCUGGAGGCUCAAUGGGCUGCAGACUGCGGCGACCUUGACGGGACUCAGCCUGAUCGCUCCGAGGCAGCCAGACUGGACUCAAGAAGAAGUUGACGUCUUCCGUCAAAAGAAGGGGCAGCCCCAGUCCCCUCAUGCCAAAUACACGUACGGCAUUGGCCCUGGUCAAGCCCGGUGCUGGCUCGGUCAUUUAAAUGCGUUGAGAACAGUCAUUCAAAAUGGGUGGGCGACGGCGCUCAUCAUGGAAGAUGAUGCCGACUGGGACAUUAACAUCAAAGAGCAGAUGCAGCUGGUGGCGCCGAUGCUCAAGGACUUAACCAACGCGCCAGGCCGCUCGCACUCGCCGUACGGCGACGGCUGGGAUCUUUUGUGGCUGGGCCACUCGGGGGAUCCGAUUGAUUUCGGCGAGGGUCGAUUCAGAGCGGCCCUGGACCCGACGCUGCCAGAGUCGACCAUCUACCGCCACGUGUACGGCGGCCGCAGCUACUACCCGCCGCAGCUGCGAGUCGUGCACCACUCGGUCGCGCCGCUCUGCACUUUUGCGUACGCCGUCACGCAGGCGGCCGCCCUCAAGAUGUACGCCAUGUCGCGGGGCGGCCAGGACGACAUCAUCACAAUGACCCUGCGCCGGUGGUGCACAACCGGCCAGCUGCGGUGUCUGACGGUCAACCCGGAGCUGUUUCACCACCACCAGAAGGCGGGCGAGGUCGCGAGCCAGAUUGCAGUUGUCGAGGGCUGGCAUGGCAGAGCUGCGGCGCCGGUGCGCACAUACACGCCUAACAUACGGUACAGCGCGAGGUGCAACAGCAACUCGACGGCGCUCGUGUCUUGCCAGGGUGAGUCCACGCGGCCCCUGGGCCAAACAAAUCAAACGUGGGGGUAG
Molecule: messenger RNA, 1119 nt
Organism: Akanthomyces muscarius
Lineage: Eukaryota; Fungi; Ascomycota; Sordariomycetes; Hypocreales; Cordycipitaceae
Exons: 2
Coding region: 1-1119 (372 amino acids)
Source: RefSeq, a predicted model, not a curated record